Molecule: messenger RNA, 1860 nt
Organism: Erinaceus europaeus (western European hedgehog)
Lineage: Eukaryota; Metazoa; Chordata; Mammalia; Eulipotyphla; Erinaceidae
Gene: STK32C
Product: serine/threonine kinase 32C
Exons: 12
Coding region: 116-1510 (464 amino acids)
Biological process (GO): G protein-coupled receptor signaling pathway; protein phosphorylation; regulation of signal transduction
Molecular function (GO): ATP binding; G protein-coupled receptor kinase activity; G protein-coupled receptor binding
Source: RefSeq, a predicted model, not a curated record
CCGCAGCCCCGCAGUUGCAGCCUGGCGGCGGGGAGAGCAGGCGGCCCUAGGCAGCUCCGGUGUGGGCGGCGGACCAUGCCCCCGGCUCCCCAUCGGCUGCCCCCCAGGCCCGGCCAUGAGGAGCGGCGCAGAGCGCAGAGGCAGCGCGCCCCCGCCCGGCUCGCCGCCCCCUCCCGCACCGCCCGGCGCCCGGGACCCCGGCGAUGGCCGCGCUCAGCCGCGCCCCCUGUUCGCCUGGAGCAAGUGGAAGAAACGCAUGAGCUCGUCUAUGGCGGCGGCCAGCGCGCGGAGGCCGGUGUUUGACGACAAGGAGGAGGUGAACUUGGACCAUUUCCAGAUCCUGAGGGCCAUUGGCAAAGGCAGCUUUGGCAAGGUGUGCAUCGUGCAGAAGCGGGACACGGAGAAGAUGUUCGCCAUGAAGUACAUGAGCAAGCAGCAGUGCAUCGAGCGAGGUGAGGUGCGCAACGUCUUCCGGGAGCUGGAGAUCCUGCAGGGGCUGGAACACGUCUUCCUGGUCAACCUGUGGUACUCCUUCCAGGACGAGGAGGACAUGUUCAUGGUGGUGGACCUGCUGCUGGGCGGGGACCUGCGCUUCCACCUGCAGCAGAACGUGACCUUCUCCGAGGACACCGUGCGCCUCUACGUCUGUGAGCUGACGCUGGCCCUCGACUACCUGCGCGGCCAGCACAUCAUCCACAGGGAUGUGAAGCCCGACAACAUUCUUCUAGACGAGCAGGGACACGCUCACCUGACGGACUUCAACAUCGCCACCAUCGUCAAGGAUGGUGAAAGGGCCACUGCACUGGCCGGGACCAAACCCUACAUGGCCCCCGAGAUCUUCCAGUCCUUCGUCAACGGGGGGACAGGCUACUCCUUCGAGGUGGACUGGUGGUCCGUGGGGGUGAUGGCGUACGAGCUACUGCGUGGAUGGAGGCCCUAUGACGUGCACUCGGGCAGCGCUGUGGACACCCUGGUGCAGCUGUUCGGCACGGCCAGUGUGCAGUAUGCACCCGGCUGGUCCAGGGGCACCGUGGCCUUGCUGCGCAAGCUGCUCACCGUGGACCCCCAGCACCGGGCAUCCAGCCUCCAGGAUGUGCAGACUGUCCCCUCGCUGGCCGGCGUGCUGUGGGACCAGCUGAGCCAGAAGAAGGUGGAACCCAGCUUCGUGCCCAAUAAGGGCCGCCUGCACUGUGACCCCACCUUCGAGUUGGAGGAGAUGAUCCUGGAGUCAAAGCCUCUGCACAAGAAGAAGAAACGUCUGGCCAAGAACAGGUCCAGGGACAGCAGCCGGGACGGCUCCCAGUCGGAGAACGGCUACUUGCAGGACUGCCUGGACGCCAUUCAGCGGGACUUCACAGUCUUCAACCGGGAGAAGUUGAAGCGGAGCCGGGACACCCCUGGAGAGCCCUUGCCCACGCCUGGGGACACAGCCGCGCCCAGCGAGGACAGAGAGGAGGUGGUGCCCGCCCUGCCCAUGUGUGGCUCUUUCUGCCCCUCGGGGAGCAGCUAGACCCGACUGGGACCCCGACUGGGACCAGGACAGGACGCUCCACGUGGACAGCGAGGGCGGCUGCCCGCUGAGUCCUACUUCCUACCGGAACUUUCUGCCACAGCCCUCGGAUCCGGUGCCCACGGUGGGACGUGUGGGCUGGGUGGCACCUGGCUGCGGUCCUUGACGGCAGCCCCCCGGGGGUCGGCUGACCAGUGCCGUGUCCCUGCCCUGCUGGAUGGGGGGACCCUGCGUGGCUCCUGCCCCCGGAGGGGGGGCGGGGGGAUGGUUUCUGGCCAGUUACUGUGGGUUCCGCGACCGCUGUACAGUUUUCACUCAGAAUUACACCCAGACUUGGUUUGGCUCCUGGA